GAAAGAAAUGGUGGGAGAGGGGGGCCAUGAAAUAAAAAAGGACUGACAGAGAGAGAGCAGAGAGCUGAUCGAACAGAUAAGAGCACCCAGCGCGGUCCACUCCGCGGGGAACCGUUAGCUUAGCCGGCGCCAAUAUUCGUUAAUCCUCUCUCCCUUUCUUCUCUCUCCUUCCCUACAUAACCGAUUCUUCUCUCAGACCGACCCACCAGGAAGAGUAGGAAGAAGGAGCAGACCCUUUGAUUCACCAACAGUCUUUUCUUCUCUCCGGGCUCCCGUAUCAGGCCAUAAUUGAGCACCCAAGUGGCCAAUUCCUCAUCUGGGUCCCCUUCCUCAGAUCCCUCCGGCGAUGGAGGCCGCCUUCCCUUCCCCAAGGCACGACGCGUUUCCCGCCGGCCUGCGUGUUCUCGUGGUCGACGACGACCCGACUUGGCUGAAGAUCCUCGAGAAGAUGCUCAAGAAAUGCUCCUACGAAGUGACCACAUGUGGUCUAGCAAGAGAUGCGCUGAACUUGCUUCGUGAGAGAAAGGAUGGAUACGACAUUGUAAUAAGUGAUGUCAACAUGCCCGACAUGGACGGCUUCAAACUCCUCGAGCAUGUUGGCCUUGAGAUGGAUCUUCCUGUAAUCAUGAUGUCCGUUGACGGAGAAACGAGCCGCGUGAUGAAAGGAGUCCAACAUGGAGCAUGCGAUUAUCUCCUUAAGCCGAUAAGAAUGAAGGAACUUCGAAACAUUUGGCAGCAUGUUUUGAGGAAGAGGAUAAAUGAGGGAAGGGACAUUGACAGCCAUGAAGUUAUCGAUGGGCUUCAAAUGACACGAAGUGGAUCUGAUCGAUCUGAUGACCACUUCUAUAGUGGAGAGGACGUUUCCACUGGAAAGAAGAGGAAAGAAUCGGAAAACAAGCAUGAUGAUAAGGACUUUGCUGAUCAUGGGUCCUCUACAAAGAAAGCUAGAGUGGUUUGGUCAGUUGAACUUCACCAGAAAUUCGUUAAAGCUGUAAAUCAGAUUGGGUUUGACAAGGUCGGUCCUAAAAGAAUACUCGACUUGAUGAAUGUUCCAUGGUUGACGCGGGAGAAUGUCGCUAGCCACUUGCAGAAAUACCGGCUCUACUUGAGUAGACUGCAGAAAGAAAAUGACUUGAAAACUUGUUUUGGUGGGAUAAAUCCAGAUUCGGCCUCACAAGAUCCCUCUGUGAGUUUCAGCUCUCAAAGCUCCAUCAGUGUGUCCCAAGAGGAUAUCCCAAAUAGAAACUUCAGAUUUUCAGGGAACGACUUGCUCGCCCAGAUUGCCAAUCCCAAAGUCCAUGAAGUUGACCAACAGGUUAUCGUCUCGUUGCCCAAGGAAGAACCGAAAAGAACUUUGAUUGCUGAGGUACCUAACCAACAAGAGAGUAGGGGCAUGAAAAUCGGUUUCAAACCGUCAGUUGUGCCAUUGGGUCCUCAAGAGAGGUUCACAGGGGGGUUUAAUUCUAGUAUCCCAGCGCAUUAUUCCUGGAGAGGAGCUCCCAAGGUCCCAUUCAAAGAAGAGACUGAUCCCCACAUUUCUUUGGAAGAUCCGAGCCAUCUGCUGAAAUCAACUAAUUCCCAGCCAAAUUUAACAGGAGGCCAACGGACCAAUUCCGUCGAAUAUAAGCCGCUGUGUGCGGACCAUCGCAGUAACGUAGCCCAAGCAAGUCUUGUGAGGUCACAAAGUGACUUAAACGGUGUCCAAGACAAGGGUAAUAUGGUAAAUUACCAAGAUAUCCAGCCCAUCCCUGUAGGUUCCUCAAGCAUACGAGGUCAGGUUUUUGACCUGGCCAGCCUUCCCGCUUCACAACCUGCGAACGGAAACCUCUCCUCCAUCAGCAGAUCACCCUUUCGGCCUUCAAGUGAGGAUUUACAGAUCAGAUGGCUUCAGGACGAUCCCCUCUCUGCCAAUCUUGGGUUCCAAAACUCAGAGUUCUCGGGAUAUAGUGACCCAUGCCUUGUUGCUGAAGUCCCGAUCCACUUGUAUGAUGCCCUGCGGUUCGACUACGAGCAAUUUGUGGACCCAACUGAGUGCUCCAUCAUCGAUCAUGGUCUAUUCAUAACAUGAUGACGGGAUUUGGCAUUUUAUCAUAGGCGACUCAUCUGUAAGUCUAGUUUCAAUUAGGGGUUGAUUUUUAAUUUGCUGAUGAGUUAAUUUAGAGUUUGGGGUGCUGAAACAACGUAUAGUAUUUACACUCUUGGCAGUUGAUAAAGCAGAGUGAGACUUUGCUUCUCCCGAUUGUUUUGACACCAAAUAAGAUGAGAACGUGAAUUAGUGCAAUGACUGAACUAAGUCGAUUGUGAUGCUAGAGAAACGAAAAGCCUUGACACUGGCAGUAUAAAUGACAAUUUUACGUA
Messenger RNA from Punica granatum (pomegranate), 2358 nucleotides. NCBI's taxonomy places the organism in Eukaryota, Viridiplantae, Streptophyta, Magnoliopsida, Myrtales, Lythraceae. The record is from RefSeq and is a predicted model, not a curated record.